AUGAGUUCCUUGCUGUUACAGUGCAAAUAAAGCGAGAUAACGGGCCGUGGACAGCGGACUAAAACUUUUUAUUCUGACAUGUCAGAGCAAUGACUUCUGUGUAAAUAUAAACCUGGGACACGGAUCCCAGCGAAGGAAUAGGGUCUGAGCUGGAAGAAGUGAGAGAAGCGCUGAUUUUUUGGGGUGUGGAAAACCGGACGCCGCAUUCACAGUAGACUCUGAACAAGUUUGCCUUUUCCAAAAGCAACAGUGGAAGAGUAAAAGUUACAGUAACAACAUGAGCUUGUUGUCUGCUAUAGACACCAGUACCUCAGUGUACCAGCCUGCACAGCUUCUAAACUGGGUUUACCUUUCUUUACAAGACACGCAUCAGACGAGUGCCUUCGAUGCCUUCCGACCCGAGCCCAACUCUUCCCAUCCGGACCUGAACUACAGCAAAACUCCUGCCAAUGACCUGAGCUCCUCUCUCAACUCCAACUAUCUCAACAACUUCUUUCAGCUGCAGAGAAAUGAGGCCCUGAAUAAUGGUUUAUACAAAAGCGUGUCCCCGUACGGCUCUCUUAACAACAUAGUGGAUGGGCUGAACUCUCUAACGGACCACUUCUCCGACCUCUCCCUGUCCUCUGAGCCACGCAAGCCCAGCAAGAGACCUCCACCAAACUACCUGUGCCAUCUCUGCUUCAACAAGGGACACUAUAUCAAAGACUGCCCUCAGGCAAGACCCAAAGGCGAAGGACUGACUCCAUACCAAGGCAAGAAGAGGUGCUUUGGUGAAUACAAGUGCCCUAAGUGCAAGAGGAAGUGGAUGAGUGGGAACUCCUGGGCCAACAUGGGACAGGAAUGCAUCAAAUGCCAUAUCAAUGUUUAUCCUCAUAAACAGCGUCCUUUAGAGAAACCCGAUGGCCUGGACGUUUCCGACCAGAGUAAGGAGCACCCGCAACAUCUGUGCGAGAAAUGCAAAGUCCUGGGCUACUACUGCCGCCGUGUGCAAUAAGGAGGAUCCCGAGGUCGUCUCCCCCCUUUCCCAUCACUUCACCUACCAAGUGCUCCAAGAAAAAGUGAAAAGUGCCAAAAUAUUCAUGUAAAUAUCUCUAACGCUAGUAAUGGCUUUGUGUAUCAGCAGCAUGCGACGCAUUUAUUGUGUAUAAUGGACAAUUGAAUAUGUUUGGAACAGUAUUGCUAUCCGUACGGGAUGCAGUGGAUUACCUCACCAUUGCGUCCCCUGAUUGUGUGUUUACAGACUCUCCCUUCAUUCUCCCUACCAAGUGAACUAUGAGAAUGUGCCAAGCACUAAAGGUGUUGCGUUAGUCAAACAAGGGCCCAGUGUGCCUUUGCAGAGUUUUUGGGUCAAUAGCACAUCAUGUUAACUGUGAAUUAACAGAGGGAUAAUGGAUUUUCCAUCCCUAGCUUUUGUGUCACAUAUUUAUUUAUGUUUGUAUAUCGUAUCGUAGUGCAAUUGAAUUAACUAAACUGGGAUAAUUUCAUCUGUGUUUAUAUCUGGACAGGUAUCGUCUAACCCCACCUCUUGCCAUUAGAAACUACUGUAGAAUAGAACUUUUUAAUGCUUUGGUUUAGCGCGUCAGGUAGUUAAAUCGCUCACAUACAUUUAUGAAUUGCCAAAUGCGAGAUAUUUUUGUCAGGUUGGCUAAAAGCAGCCCUGGAGGCGCCCAGAACAUUUGAAUCGAGUUGUUGGCAACUAUGCAAAACCAUUGCAGCUUAUGCAGAGUCAUCAGUUCCUUUACAUUGUCGCAAAGUCGAAUGAAUUGUGCGGAUGAUCGAAAGCCACGACUUGCUGAUCAUCACUGUCCUUUGAAAUGUGAUCACGUAUGUCGUCAAUUGUUGCCAGAGAACUGCUUCAAACGUCUUAUAAAGUGUUUUGGUACAGGGGUCAAAAUGUGAGCUUUUCAGUCCAUGUGCAAGCAUUCAAAAACAUAACGCCUGUUCUUCACUGAGAUAUUUGCCUCAGGAUAAAGAGUGUGUUUGAAUGACACAUCUCAGAUGAAAUAGUGUGCAUGUGUCCUAAAUGAACACUGCUCAGUCAUUUUUAAAUUCAAAAUUAUUCAUUCUUUCACUCUUAAAACUAAAGGUUCCAUAAUGGGGUUUGCAUAGCAGUGCCAUAGAAGAACCAUUUUGGGGAAACUUUCAGUGAACAGUUCUAAAAAGAACCAUUUUUUUUUUUUUCAGCAUGAAGAACAUUUGAAUAAUCUGAAGAACCUUUUGUGCAGUAAAAAGGGUCCAUGGAUGUUAAAAGGUUCUUCAUUGAACCAUUGUUGCAAAAAGAACCUUUAUUUUUAAGAAUGUUGAAUUUGACCCUUGCACUAAAAUGUUUCAUUCAAGAAAUUUUCCGCUGUUUACACAAUCAUUCUGAUCAUAUUUCAGAAUGAAAUCCUUAAUUUUAAAUGUCUUUUUAUGCGUAACCCCAUAUGUGUAUGUUUAUACAUUAGCUGCAAACAUAACUGAUGAAUUACACCCUGUUUAAACUGUGAUUUUUGGGAAGCAUUUUCUAUCUGAGUGGACAUAAAUAUUAGUUGUAAAGGGAAAAGAAGGACAAAGUAAGUAAUGCUGAAGAGUUUUUUUGAGAUGUAAUGAGACAACAAUUUGGGUACAUUUGAUUGGUCAGAAGACGUUUUGGACAGAGACGUAUUACUGAGAGGAUUAUGAUAGGAGCAUGUUAAUAUUUGAAUGGAAGUAAGUUUGUACAGGAUCUCAUCUAUGUGCCGUUACCUCUUGUUAUGGCUCACACAAAGUACUAAUCGAUCAUAUUUGAGUGUGACCCAGAAUUAUUGAACAAUAAAUGUAGCUUUACGUGUUCCAGUGGGAAGUCGUAGAUGGAUAUUGUGAGAACUGACAUUGCGUUGUUAAUCCUAGAUGUACAUAUGAAGUUAAACGCAUUUAUAUGGUAAAUACAAUGUGUAUAAUUGUUUACUUAUCUUUGGAGUCCACAUAUUUUGUUGAAUAUUAGUUGUUUCAUUUAUUGGAAUAAACUCAGAUUGAUAUAAAUCUUCUCUGAAGGGAACAUCUAGUGCCUUAACACAGUUUGGUUUUGGAAAAAUCAGGAUUUUUGCUAGGGGAUGUCAUGUAUGAUGCUGAGGUAUAAAAGAGCUGAUUAGAUGUCUGAAAAUGUAAACCAGCUAAUUCUACUUUAGUAAAGAAAAAAUGGAUUUGAUUUUCUGAUGGGAAAUUCAAGGAGUAAAAACUGCCAGGCAGUCAAUCAUUAGAUCACUCUUAAAUUAAAAAACAAGGCUGUUUCUGUAAGUCGCUACUUUCUUCUUUGGACGUCAUUAUUGUUUCUGAGACCCUUUAUUUCUUGGUAACGGUGUUGCUAAUGGCUUCACUGUGCGUACAUUCUUACACGCCAAGGUUUACUUCAGACCUCAUUUAAGCUGGAAUGAGAUAUAUACUCUGCUUUUUGAUAAACACCGUAAUGAAUGGCGUAAUGAAAAUAACCAGUGUAAUAAACGAUUACUGUGGAUUCAUCAUAAUCAUUGCUGAUCACCCAUAGCUGGUAGUCUACACAUAAUGAUUUCCUUGCAGUUUUGGGAUCAAUUCAAUUUAUUGUCAGUUUUGUAUGCCUGAAAUGAAUGCACCACUAGAUCAAGGCCUCAUUAUUAUUAAAUUUGCUUCACUAUUGCAAAAUUGCAUUGCACUAUAUGCAUGACUAAAAAGAUAAUAGCCCUGAGUUUUGCGGAUUUGUAUAAAUGAGUUUCCCCUGUUGGUUUUUGUUAUAUUGAACGAAAGACAGAGCUUGUGGUAUUGACAGUGUCCAUGCAUUUAAAACUAUACAAAGUGCUUUUUUGCGCAUGUGUUUUUGUCUUGAAAUACAUAUACUUGACUUUUAUAGCUCACUUUCAGUAUAAACGUGUUAUUUUCUAUUAAAGGUAUGUGUAUUUUGGAAACAAUAUAGAUAAUGAAGAUUUUGGAGCAAUUUGAUAUCCAGACAAGAUUUUUUUUUUUCCCUUACAAAGAUACUAGUAUGUUUUUUAUGUAUAUAUUCGAUUGCCAUCAUCAAGUUAGCUAUUUCAAAAUGUUAUGAUGCAAUAUUAAAACUUUGUAUGUGAAAAAGGGCAAAAUGCUGAGAUGCAAAAGAUCUGGGAGGUUUUUUUUUUUCUUUUGAUGUUUUACAAUAAUCUUUGGUUAUAUCCUACAGAAAUAUUUAUGGAAGGAUUUUGUUCUUUUUUUUAACAAUUCAAUUUUUUUGUAUAAAAUAUGCAACAGAAGCUACUCUAUGAAGAAAAUAUUGAUGACUACAUAGAAUAUUAUUCAAAGGUUGGUACAUAAUUAUUAUGCCCUUACAAGCCAUUUUAUUUGUGUUUUGUUAUUCUAGAUGUUAUUGGUAUAUAGUAACCUUACCUGUUACCUUUGUUUCGAAUUGUUGUGUGUCUGUUAUAUAUAUAGCAUGAAUGUUUUGAUUUGCAUUUAUAGGAAAACUAUAACACUCGCUUUAACAUCACCGCAUCUGUUUUUAACAUAACAGAGACUGACUCACACACUGUAAGUCGUAGGGCCUUUUUACUGAGGUGUUUUAUAGAUGCAAAACAGUGGCAAAAAGACGUGACUAACUGAGUCAUUGACCAUAACACUGAAUUGCACGUACAAACCUUUUACAUGGUCAAAAUGUGUUAGUGAAUCAGGUCCAUACUGUAUGAAACUGUGAGCUCUAGUUAGCCGUCUCCAGUUACUGCCAAGUCCAGGAAUGAUGUCGAAAUGUUUUCUUCACAUGAAAAGAAAAAAAAAAAAAAAAAAUCAAAGGCUAUUUUUUAAACAAGUGUGUGGGACUGAAGUUUGCAUGUGCAUGUUUUUUAAACGAUUCAAGAAAUAUAAUUUGUGCAAUGUAUUCUUAUUUAAUAUUAAUGUUAUACAUGAUUAAUUCUUGCCAAGAUAUCUUUUGUAGAAUACACCUCUCUUGUUAGUCAUUAAUAAAUGCCUCUGUUCACUCCUAGGAUUUCCAGUACCAUUAAUAGAUUUACUGAAUGUACUGAUUUAACACUCACGUUUGUAAUGUCUGUAAAAUAUUUGUCAUCAUAUUGGAGUGGACCGAGCAACAGAAAGCGUUGAUGAUGGAAUGUACUAGAAUGUGAGACAAGAUGAAAUCUGUAGCUCAGUGUCCAUGAAACGGCAUUCCGAUAUGUGCCUUAUUUGUUAGUUAGGAAAACUGAAGACUGUGCUUUUAGAAGUUUAUUCAAUUAAAACAUUGACUAAAUGAA
This is a messenger RNA of Ctenopharyngodon idella (grass carp), 5204 nucleotides long. It is a transcript of the gene zcchc24, whose product is annotated as zinc finger, CCHC domain containing 24. The coding region runs from base 278 to 994 and encodes 238 amino acids. Gene Ontology annotation, molecular function: zinc ion binding; nucleic acid binding. The transcript is spliced from 4 exons. The record is from RefSeq and is a predicted model, not a curated record. NCBI's taxonomy places the organism in Eukaryota, Metazoa, Chordata, Actinopteri, Cypriniformes, Xenocyprididae.